AUUCUCUUAAUUUUAACCCCGAUAAAACCCAUUCUCGUGACUAGCGGAUCCAGUUCUCUUCGUCGACGAACAAGCAUACCGCACUCCGUCGGACGCCGUCCACCGUUGCCAGCCCUGCGUGGCUGUUAUCGGGCAAGCAGUGAAAAAGAUGAUUUGGGAGAUCUCAAAUUUAGUUGGAUAAACCGCUGCUGGUGAUCCAUGCAAGGCUGAGCAAUGUAACUGGUAUCACCUGGAUCUGGAAAGACAACUAUUAGAUAUCCUAUGACUCAGAACGCUGAUAUGAGACGUGAAUCAGGGACUUGUAAUGUUUGUUCAGCUCCUUGUUCAUCUUGUAUGCAUUUUAACCGAGCUUGCAUGGGGUCAAAGGUUGAGUUCUCUGAUGAAAAUUGCCAUUUAGCGGCGAGUAACCAGUAUUCUAUGGAAGAAGGUGAUAUAUCUUCUCUUAGGAGUAAGGCUCAUGAAAGCAUUCAGCAUACUGACAUGCUCAGCAUCAAUUCUAGUCAUGAUUCUCUAUCUGAAAAUGCUGAUAGUAAACAGACUUUGUCAAGCAAGUGUCAGGAGUCUAAGUACCUUGAAGGUCUUGAUGAUAACACUUCUUGUAUUAGUAGAGCCAGUGAUGGUAAUUUAGCAAAUAGUAGUCAUCCCAACAAUGCAGACAGAAGAAAUGUAUCUUGUAGUUCAGCUUCAGUUAAUAUCUUACGGGCAGAAGGAUUUGGAAGUGCCCAUUCUUUUGACUUGUCUGGCUUACCUGAGAUUCCUCCUCGUAAAGAUGUGGAUACUGGUGAGAGCUCACCUAAGGAGCAAAGCCAUGAUGCAAAGUCUCAAAGUGUUGAGUCUCAUUCGACCAUUCCAAGGUUAAUGGAUGUGGAAAGAGAUGCACCUUCUCUUAUUCCAGAAAAAUCUGAAUGCUUCACAGAAAAUACUGAUUCAUCAUCAAGAAAAGUGAUAGCAACUUCAGUUGUUUCUGGUGAGAAACCUCUUGCUGUAAAGGAUAAUCUCAUUGAUGGUAGCUCCACGGCUUCACUAAAAAUAUAUCCCAAGUCAGAAGCAGAUGCUGUUAAUGAAGUUGGGAGUGCUCCAGAUGAAGCUUGUAAUGUUGCAAUCCAAGAUGAGCAGGAUAAAGCUGAGGAACCACUUGAAUCACCUGGCAUGGAGGAGCCUCAAUCUGAAGACGAGAGCGAUGAAUCUGAUGUUGUUGAGCAUGAUGUUAAAGUUUGUGAUAUCUGUGGAGAUGCUGGACGGGAAGAUCUGCUUGCCAUAUGUAGUAGGUGUAGUGACGGUGCGGAACACACUUAUUGCAUGCGAGAAAUGCUUCAGAAGGUCCCUGAAGGAGACUGGCUAUGUGAAGAAUGCAAAUAUGCAGAGGCAGAAAAUCAAAGGCUCGAUGUUGAAGAAAGGAAAAUUCCAAAAGUUAGUUCAACAUCACAACAUUUUGGCAAGAGGCUGUCUGAGAAUAUAGAACUGGCUCCUGUACCAAAAAGGCAGGCUCUUGAAUCAAGCUCAGCUUCACCAAAGUCAUCAAGCCCCAAGAGAACUGUUGUACUUUCUCAAGAAUCUUCAUUAAAGAGCUCAGAUAAAGGUAAACUGAAGCCUGAUAAUCAGAUGCCUAUUCGAAAUCACUCUGGCAGUGAUAAUACAGAAACAGUUCGUUCUCCUCCUGCUUGCCCUCGGGGUCUACUUCGAAAGGGUAUGCUGUUGAAAUCUAAUUCUUUCAAUGCAUUGAAUUCAAAGCCUCGAGUCAAACCUGUUGAUGAAGUUGUUCCCCAAAAGCUGAAAGGGCCUGGUGAAAAUACUUCUAAGAAUAUGGAGACACCUUCCCGGAUGAUAGGCAAGUCUAUGUCAUUUAAAUCCACGAGUUUAGGUCGUUCAAGUACAACUGCAUCAAAAGUUAAAUUGCUUUCAUCAAAUUCUGUACCUGCUCAAGAUUUGAAAGGAACAAGGCCUGCAAAAGACUCCAGUGCAUUUGACAGGAAAAGUCUUUCUAGGGUUGAUCGCCCAGUGGUUUGCUCAACAAUGGCCACCUCUGUUGUUUCAACACCCAAAGGUGAUCUGAAGAGCACAACUCUUAGUGAAACUAUUAAACCUUUGUCAGUUAGCAACAACCGAGACUUGAAGGUGAAUCAAGAUGGAAAAUUAAGUACCUUAUCAAAGUCUAUCAGUAAUGUAGGCCGUAAAGGUGUAGAACCUCAAGUCUGUUCAGGGAGAAUAUGUACCAGUGGUGAUGAAUCUGUACAAGAUAUGCAGCCUCGAUUACGAGAAACAGCCAAUCCAGUUGAGAAAACCAGAGACAGCUCUAGUGAUCGUGUGAGAAUAGAUGCCAUUGCUACUUCCAAAGGAUGCUGUCAAAAGUGUAAGGAGUUUGGUCAUGCCACAGAAUGUUGCACAAUUGGUAAAACCCAGGAAUCUGGUAAUGAAGUUUCAUUUGCUACAACAAGUAGUUCUAUAGAGGAGAUGCAUAAAAGUGAUAAUGUGAAAGCUGCUCUCCAAGCAGCUUUGCUUAGAAUGCCUGAAAUACACAAAAAGAAAGAAGUGGCUAAUCAAAUGGAUGAGCUUGGCACAGACUUGAAAUUUGAAGCCACAGCUCAAGAACAAGUAUUGGUUUCUGGUGCACUAAAGAAUAGUAUAUCUGCUGAAGAAAUUCACAAUGGGCAGGACACUACUGAGAGCUCUGCAGCUGCGUCUUUGAAAGGUGCAUCUGAUGAAAAGCUGCUUAACUUAACUGGAAGUGAUUCUUGUUCCCAAUUAGAAAACUCAGGUGAUGUUGUUCCUUCCAUUGGAAAGAUUGCUGUGGGGGACUUUCCAAAUCAACCUUUGGCAAUCUCACGUGUCCUUUCAAAGAUGGCUGUUCCAGAAUAUGAACACAUCUGGCAGGGUAUCUUUGAGCUGCAUAGGAGUGGAAAGCCUCCUGACUUAUGUUCUGGAAUUCAAGCACAUUUGUCAACAUGUGCUUCCCUAAAGGUUCUUGAAGUGGUAAACAAAUUACCAUCCAAAAUUCCUCUCAGUGAAGUUCCUCGCGCAAGCACAUGGCCUUCACAGUUUCAUCAAGGUGGUGCUAAAGAAAAUAAUAUCGCCCUUUACUUCUUUGCUGAAGAUAUUGAAAGUCAUGAGAAACACUAUGGGGCUCUAUUGGAUCACAUGAUGAGGAAUGAUUUAGCACUUAAAGGAAUCUUUGAUGGUGUUGAACUACUCAUAUUCCCAUCCAAUCAGCUUCCUCAAAAAUCACAGCGUUGGAAUAUGUUGUUUUUCUUAUGGGGUGUGUUUAGGGGUAGAAGGAUAAAUUACUCAGAUUCUGCAGAAAAGACUUGUAUUCCUAGCUUGAAUAUGACGCCAGCUAAAAAGGAUGUUCCCACUGCCAUUAUGACUGUAUCUGAGAUCCACUGCUCACCAAAGCGAAUGGAUGAAGAGUCAAUUCCUGGUGAUAGGACAUGUAUGGUUCUCCCAUCUACUUCCCUAGACCAGAAUCGUGCUACAGUAAGUAGGAAUUUUGAUGUCAAAGAAUCUAAUCUUGACGAGACACAGUUAGGCUCACAAAUAAACAUAGAGGAACAAGAUUGUGAAUUUGACACCAAACCUACAUCAAGCAGUCUGGCUAGGGGUGCACAAUUCAGUCAAGAGUUGAAAUCUACUGGCUCAUCUAUGAAAGGUAGCUCCCCAGAACAUGGAAGAGAGUCUGAACCUUCUCCUGGAGCAAUGAGAACAAAUGCUACUAGUAGGUUUGUGGAAACAAAAGUUGAUCCUGGUAUAUCUGUUAAACAAGAGAAGUCUUUGCCUUCAGGGAUUCCUUCUCUUGGCUCUCAAGAGAUAUGUGUUGCAAGCACUGCCAGUGAGGACAAAUUUUCUGUGAGAAUGGCAGGUGAUAGUUAUCAACAGAGGCAUGAAAAGAAACAGAAAGAUAAUCAGUAUAUUGACCUUGAGACGGCUUUUCAGGGAGACCUAACUGUUGAAGGGGUUAAUCUAAUGGACACUGCUUUGCAGACUUCUGCAGUUACAUGCAAGAGACUUUGGAGCGAGGCAGAUGUCAAAUUGGAAGAUGGAGAAAAAUCUAGCAAGAAGCUGAAAACAGAUGACUGCGGAGCUUAUGGAUGUGGCAGUUCUGGAGGUAGAGAUUCUUAUAGGAACAAUUUUGCAUCACAUGCAAAUGAUCUUGGUGCUGGUUCUUCAAUUGAGGACAAAGGAUGUGAUGAAAUCUGUGAUGAGAAAAUCAUCCUGGAAGACUCGGGAAGAAUGGAAAGAACUUUCUUUCCUGUUGAUGCACGUAACGUAAAUGAUUCUCAUUUGGGGCCAAAUAGCUCGUCGUUGAAAGGGCCUCAUGUGUAUGAUGAUCAAUCUCAAGAUGAGCUACCAAAUUUAGAACUUGCUUUAGGGGGUGAAAUGAAGCCACCGCAUAAGGGAAUGCUGCCUUUCUUUGUUGGGGAAAUAGAGAAGAAGCAUGGUCAGGAAAAGCCUCCAGAUUGCUUGGCAGAUGAGCUAGAGGAUGAUGGUGAUGCUGCAUCUCUAUCUCUUUCUCUAUCGUUUCCAUCUUCAAACAAAGAACGCGUUAAAACUGUUUCGAAAGCAGAGCAGCUUUUGCCUGAUGGGCGCCAUGUGAAUACUUCGUUGCUCCUUUUCGGGAGAUUCGCGGACAAAUAAAUCUGCUGGUAAUUUAAUCAUGUACAUUACCUCCCUAGAUGCUGCGUCACAGCUAUAGCCUACAGCCCAUUGUGUAUGAUAAUAUUUGCCAGCAAGAUUAAAUAAGUUUUUCACCCCUUUUGUUUUCAUACAUGUUUUUGUUUUAGGUUUUUGGUUUCAAAAUAUGCACAGUUAACGGCUGUUUGUAUAUAGUGAGAAUUCAAGCCGAUACAAUAUGAAAAUGUUUCUAGGAAUCUGCUGCGUAGGGCUCUUUUUGCCAGUUUU
Prosopis cineraria is the source of this 4893-nucleotide messenger RNA. RefSeq lists its product as uncharacterized. NCBI's taxonomy places the organism in Eukaryota, Viridiplantae, Streptophyta, Magnoliopsida, Fabales, Fabaceae. The record is from RefSeq and is a predicted model, not a curated record. The coding region runs from base 262 to 4629 and encodes 1455 amino acids. The transcript has 12 exons.